This is a messenger RNA of Paramuricea clavata, 462 nucleotides long. NCBI's taxonomy places the organism in Eukaryota, Metazoa, Cnidaria, Anthozoa, Malacalcyonacea, Plexauridae. The record is from the annotation of a GenBank genome assembly.
AUGGGAGAUAAGCUUUCGAAUGAUAUACCUCAAUCAAAUGUAACUCCUGAAAGUUAUCUUAGCGACGUUCAAAAUUCAGUAAACCACGACAUUCUUCUAAAAAAAUUAAAAAUUUAUGGAAUAAAAGGCAUGGCACUCUGUUGUUUGCGAUCAUAUCUAUCAGACAGAAUCCAAUAUUGUCAAGUAAAUGAUCACCUGUCAGACCCCCUAACUGUGAAGACCGGAAUACCACAAAGCUCGGGAUUAGGUCCAUUAUUGUUUUUGAUCUAUAUUAAUGAUUUUCCAAAAUGUUUAAGACACACUAGACCAGAUAUGUUUGCCGAUGACACCCAAAUUGCAACAUCUAAUAGCGAUAUCAAUGUGAUCUUAGAGAAUCUUAACACAGAUUUAAUAAAUGUUUCGACUUGGAUGUCAGCUAAUAAAUUAACUCUGAACAAUAAAAAACAGAAUUUAUGGUUAUAG